Messenger RNA from Paramecium sonneborni, 657 nucleotides. The record is from the annotation of a GenBank genome assembly. NCBI's taxonomy places the organism in Eukaryota, Ciliophora, Oligohymenophorea, Peniculida, Parameciidae.
AGAAAUCCUUAUUUUGAGGUUCUAAUUCAACAUUUAAUUAAACUAAGUGGAAUAAAUUUAAAAAAGAAGAAAAAGUUCAAAAAGAAUAUGGUGAUAAUUUUUUAGGUGAUAAUCAAUAUUGGAAUUUUAUUAAGAUUCCUAAACUGAGUAUGUCAAAUCGUUUAUUUCUUAAAAUUAUGCAAAUGACCAAAGCUUAAAGAUUUUGAAAAAUGGAAUGCAAUAAAAUUUACUUACCUAAACCAAAGACAUAAUGGAAAUGGGAUAAUUCAUAAAGUAAUAAUAUUAUCAUUUGAAUUAGUUUCCUUCCAUUAUUAAAGAACCUGUAUAAUAAAACUUAAAGGGAUUUUUGAAAAGAAAAAUUUCUAAAGUUCUUGGAAUAUUUAUUAAAUUAUGAUAAAAAUGACAUUAAAACUCAUUAAGGUAUUUAAAAUUAAAUUAAAUUUUAAAUUUAAUUGAAAUCACAUGUACUGGGUUAUUUAAUUAUUUUGAAUUAGAACCAAAUGAAAUAGAUUUUGUUGAACAAAUAAUGAUAUUUUUGUCAAAAAGAAUAUUUAGAUUAAUCAGCUGCUGAUGUAAUAGAUAAGAGAAAGCUUAUGCAUGUAGUAGAUACAUAUUUGAAAAUAUUCUUUUCAUUUAUCAUAAUGAUAGUUUAGGAGU